CAAUCGUAUAGCAGCUGCUGCGCCGGCGUCGCAGUUGUCGGCAGGUGUUGUUGCAGUUUUCCCAAAAAAUCAAAAAUCAGAACAACAAUGGCAUUUCCAAGAGAGAUCCGCGUUUUCUGUACUUACUUUUUCGCCAUUAAAAGCACUAAAUAAUAGAGUGAAAUCUGUGUACACUCGCGAGUGCCUCGAUGUGUGUGUGUUUUUUGUUUGUUAUUUGAUUUGAUUGAACAAACUGCGACAGUCCAGUCAAAAGAGAGAGAGAGAACGAGAAGAGAGCAUCGUGUUCAUGCUCAUUCGUAUUUAUUCAUUCCAUGAUCGCGGAUCUCGCAAGAAUUUAAUUAAAUCUAUAGCGUCGCGAAAAAUCGUUGUGGAAUACAUUGUGUUUGUCUUUUGUCCUCCAUUGUGUGCUCUUCUUCUUCAACCAAACAACCCACCCACCCACCUCCAGCUCAUCCCAAUGGAAAUGUCAACACAAAUACACACAAAAUAGAGGCCAGAGGAAUGCGACAGUGAUUUUGUUGACACUCCAGCGAGCAGAGUUCCAGAAUUCCAGACUUCCACACUUUUCCCCGGCCAGCGGUUUCCCAAUGAGCUGCAGCUGCUCCCACUGGUGAAACAUGGUCAAAUCCCUGGUGGCCAAGUUGUCCACAGCCUCCUCGAAUCUCUCGUUGGCCAGCACUUUUGGCGGCGGCAGCGGCGCCGCAGAGGAAACGAAUUACGCAAAACAUCGCAAUGAUCCGGGACGCUUUUUCGGCGAUGGCGUUCAGUUCAAGGCAAAGCUCAUCGGCAUUCUGGAGGUGGGCGAGGCCCGUGGCGAUCGGAUGUGCCAGGAGGCGCUGCAGGACCUCAAGAUGGCCAUCCGGGCGGCUGGGGAGCACAAGCAGCGGAUAACCAUCCAUGUGACCAUCGACGGGCUGCGCCUGAGGGAUGAGAAGACGGGUGACUCCUUGUACCAUCAUCCGGUGCACAAGAUAUCCUUCAUUGCGCAGGAUAUGACGGAUUCGAGGGCCUUUGGCUAUAUCUUCGGAUCGCCGGACAGUGGCCAUCGGUUCUUCGGCAUCAAGACGGACAAGGCGGCCAGCCAGGUGGUGCUGGCCAUGCGCGAUCUCUUCCAGGUGGUCUUCGAGCUGAAGAAGAAGGAGAUCGAGAUGGCGCGCCAGCAGAUCCAGGGCAAAUCCCUGCACGACCACGCCAGCCAGCUGGCCUCCCUGUCGUCGCUGAAGUCCGCCGGCCUGGGCGGGAUGGGUCUGGGUCAUUCGGAUUUGGCCAGCGGAGGCAUCUCCUCCAGCCAUGCCCUCACCCUGCUGGGCAGUAGUCUAGGCACCUCGAACGGAACGAGCAGGUUGGGUGUCAAUUUAGACGUGGCCAAGGCAUCGGGUUCGGCGGCCAAAGAGAUAUCUCCCGAAUCCGUGGCCGAUCUGGUGGACCUCGAGCAGGAGCUUACCUCACUGCAGCGGGGAAUCAGUCAGAUGGAACGGAUCACGCCCAAUGAACCCACUUCUAUGGCCUCCAGUGGUGGUGGCGGCAGUGGGGGUGCUGGCCAUCCCUCAUUGGCCAAGUCCGCCAGCGAGGAUGAUCCUUUCGGAGACUCGUUCAUCUAUGUGCCCUCCUACAGCAUCCUGCCACCGCCACCAGAUUCGGGACGCAACAGGCACAAACCGCUGCCCAACAAAACUCCCGAGACGGUGGCUAGUUUGGAUGCCAUGCUCUCGCCGCCUCCUGGUGCUAGUAGCUCGCAAUCUCCGGCAACAGCAGGAUUUCAGGCUGCGGAUAACGACGAUGACAACUGGCUGCAGGAACUGGACCAACAGAACGAUGUCUUUGAUACUACCAAAGUGGUGACCAGCAGUGGAUUGGGUUCGGUUUUGGCCAUGGCUCCGUUGGCCUCCAGCGAAUCCACUGCCACGCCCACACAACAACUCACGGAAGUCGCUACAGGAUCAGGACCUCUGGCUGAUUUGGAUAUUGGUUUGGGUUCGACAUCUGGAAAUGAGGAUCUAGCCUCGGCCAUCUUGUCUUUGGAUGCGUUCACGGAUCUGGAUCCGCUGGGCACGGGACGCACCAGGCCGUAUGUCGAUAAGAAAUACUUCUUCCAAGAGCUAAAGAAUCCGCCGAAGAAGCUGCUCAAGGAGCUCAGCUCCGGCAGCCAGGCGGGUCUUGGCUUGGGUCUCUCCCUGGGCCAGCCGGAUGGCCUCUUUCCGGAGGAAAGCACCACCAUCUCCACAACCACCACAGCUACUAACAUCACCGCAGAACCGCCCACGCUGUCCUCGCUGGAGGAUCCCCAUCCGCCGGCAGACCCUGUACUGCUGCCCAGGGAUACGGAUCCGUUCUCGCCAACGCGCAAAAAGAGUGAUCCAGAUCCGUUUCAAGAGGGCGAUCUCUUUGCCAAAUUGGAUGCCUUCGAGUUCGAGGCUCCGCCGGCGGUUCCAGCUCCCUCGAUCCCAAAUUUGGUGCCGGAAUCAAAAGCGAAUGUAUUCAAUGGACCACUGCAGGUGCAAUUGCCACCGGAGAAGGAGUUGCAGCUUCAACAGCCUCCGAGUACGGUGAGGAAUCGUCCCACGGCCUCCGUUUCCGCCCUGCCAACUGGUGGUGGAGCCCUGGAUGUGAUCUCCAGCAUAAGCAACAAGAAGAUGCCCCAUCUCUUUGGCCAGGCCAGAUCAUUUGGCAAGUCAGGUUCGGAUAUCGGAUCUAGUGUCAAUAUGCGACGUUUGCAGGAGAGUGAUUCGCUCAGUGAAACAGAGGCUGCUCCCGAGCCACCGCCACGUCCAGAUUCGACUCCAUACUCGGAACCGCCGCCGCUGCCGCCCAAAAAGCAGUUCAGCGACCUGGUCAUCCGACCUUCAUCUACAAAUCCCACUCCACCGCCAACAGCUGGAAGGUAUGAGUACUUGAACAGUAGUGUAACAGCGAGGAGGACUAUGUCAUCCGUCGAUGCACCACCCAUUCCAUUGCCAUCGCGUCGCGUGGGUCGCUCCGAUGGCUGCUUUCCGGGUCCGGGAAGGCCACGGAAACCAGGGCACACCGAGGAUGACUACCUGGCGCCGCUGGGAGCUCCACCGCCACUGCUGCCGCCUCCCAGCCAGGGACCUUCGGCUCGAGCGAGACCACAACGACAGGCUUCGCUGGGCAGACCGCAGGAUAUCUACGAGAACAAGGCAGAGAUUCUGCAGGCCCAAGCUCAGGCGCAGGCUCAAGCCCAAGCGCAGGAAGUAUCAUCCACUACCCUGGCUCCCGACAUCACUCUAACCCAACUGCUGACCCUGGGCAUGGAUGACUUGGCUGUUAGACUAAACGUUCCGGCCAGCAAGCUGAGCACCAUGACCCUGGUUCAGUUGACCUCCUAUCUCUCCGAGUAUUUGUCCAGCGAAAAGAGUCAGGUUCACAGUCAGGAGCGAAGAUCUUCGCCAGCCAAUCCAGCUCCAGCACCAGCAUCCACAGCGGCCGUGUUUAAAGUGAACUUUGAUCAGCAGACCUCCUUUGUGGCCAAGUUCGACGACACCUUCGGCGAGGACGAGCUGGUGAUGCCAUCGGGCUCCUUGGAUUCCACCUUUGUGGCCAACUUUGCAAACUUCAAUGAGGCUCCCACUCCUGUGCCCAUGUCAGCUGUGUCGCCAGUGGUUGCCACAGUACCAUCAGCGGAUCGGUAUGCUGUUUUCCGUGAAAUCAUCGAUCAGGAGCUGCAGCAGCAGCAGCAGGAAACCGAUCUUAUGGGCGACUUGACUCCUCCGCCAGUGGAUGAGACGCAGGCAAUGGAAAUUUCAGAGGGCUUGGAGCUGAACAAUGUCGGUGCAGAGCUACCAAUUGACGCCUUGGAGGUCAAGCCAGCGCCCAAGAUCGAUACGAAGAUCACCGAGGUGGUGGCCCAGGCCAAGGAUCGUUAUGCAGCUCUAAGAGACAUAAUCCUGGUGGAGAAUCUUUUCGACAAACCAGCGAUUGCCGCCGCCACGCAGCCGGAGAAGGAAAAGGAUCUGCUGCAGGACUUUCCCGAGUUUAGCGAUGAGUUUAACGAAGAUCAUGAUCUCCGUCAGAUAAUGGAUCAUCAGGACGUGCCAACGCAUUCCAGAGAUCGCCAUGGUUUGGUCGACAGCAGGGGCUUCCCAACCGAGCCUUCAUCAUCUGCUUUGACGGUGGGGGAUGAUGACGAGGACGAGGAUGCCGAUGCUGGUGGUGAGAGUAGUCUGGAUAGCAAUGAAAAGGAUGCGGAACCAGUCAGCGGGCAGGAUCAGUACGAAAAGCUCUCCACUUCUACACAGCAACUGGAUGCCGCUGCUCCGGUUCUAGAGGAUGUGCCGCAGCAAUCUCUGCCACCUAAGCAGGAUCAGAAAUUCCUAUCCGUACUCACUGCGCCCGGUGGUGGAACCAAAGAUGACAUUGAGAUUGAUGAGCUCAUGCACCGGGCCAUUUCGAAUCUUUCCCUAGACUCAAGGGAUCGAAUUUCGCCGGCCACCUCUUCGGCAGCACCAUCAAGAGGAGCUCCCGGCUUGCACACGCCUUCCCAAUUCAAUGAUGUCAGCACUUCGCCCAUUCCUCUCCAGAAACCAGUGAUGGGCCCAUCGCCAGUGCCCUCCCAGCUGUCGGCUGUCUCCCAACUCAUCGAUACGGCAACCAAGCAGAUGAUGGGCGACAAGGAGCGGGAGAAGCAAUCCUGGGCCACGUUCGAUUCUCCGAAGUCAAAGGGCAAGGCUAGGUUGACGCUUCCGCCACCGCCACCUCCUGCUUCCAACACUUCCCAGCCGGAUACAGUGGAAUCGCCUUGCAGUUCAGAUCCCCGGGAUGAUGGAUGGUCGAAGCAACAGCGUCGCUGGGCAAAGAAAGAACGCCAGCAGACAUCCUCAUCCUCCCGAGAUCUGAGUCCCUGGGAUGAUGAGACACCAGAGUAUCUGAAGCGUCGACAGUUGGCCGCCGCCCAAAUGGCACAUCCUCACCAGCCGCAAAUGCCACCACAGCCACAGCAUACAGAUCGGCAUGGGUACUAUAUGCGACACGCCAGGAGGAUGAACUCUUGUGACGAGGAUUACGACUACGAUGCGGAGUUCAUGGCUCGCCGGGAUCAGCAGCAGCAGCAACAGCAGCAGCGGAAGUUCAAACACGGUCUAUCCCGCAGUCGGGAUAAUUUCGAUUUGGAAUCCCCCAGCUGGUACCAUCAUCCGGCGCAUCACACCUGGUCGCCGCAGGAGAUCGAACAGGCACGGGCCAGAUCCUUUGAGCGUGCAGCCUACGAGCGAUCCAGCUAUGGGCCACCACCGCCUAUCUACGACAAACGUGGCCAACUGAGGAAUAAAUAUCGCGGUGAUCACAGGGAUAGGGAUAGGGAUCGCGAGAGGGAGUACCGAGACUACGCUCGUCCCAGCUACGAUUUUGACUAUGAGAAUGUCUACGAGGAGCGUGGAGGACGUUCACCAAUGGCCUAUAAGCCAGGAAGGGGUGGAGGUGAUUAUCUGUACGACAGAGAAAGGGACAGAGAUCGGGAGCGCGAACGUAAAUCCUUCGAUCGGGAGAGUCUGGAAUCUUAUGAGAGUGCCACCAGGCGUCGUCGCAGUUUCGGCAGUGGAAACGAUGUCUAUGGCAGCCUGGACAGUCGAGAUGACUACCGUGGCGAAAGGGAGCGAGAUCGUGAACGUGAUCGCGAACAGAUGAAGACCCGUUCUCUAAGGAAGCCCACAACCACAUCGGGAAAGCUGAGGAUUAGUGGCGACAUAGACUACGAGCAAGACUCGGAGCAGGACUUCCAGCAGCGAUCGGGUGUGCGCAGUCUGCAGCGUCCAAGUCAACUAGGCGGAGAUGUGGUGUUGCCCUCCAAUGCGGUAGUGGGUCCACAGCGAUUGCGCAAGAGCAGCGGUUCCAGUCCCUGGGAUGGCGAGGAGCCCGCCUUGCCUGGCCAAAAAUCCUGGAAGCGUCCAGCUAGUGCCGCUGAAACCGAAAGACGUCUGGCGGAGAGUCGAAGGGCGGCAGCCUUGGGUCAAACUCCCUCGGAUGGCGAAAAAGAACGAAGCAGAUUCCGCAAGAAGACCCGCGCCCGCAGCGCCAAGGAUUUAGCCACAGUGGGUGCUCCCAGCGCAGGCACAUCCGCACCCUCCAGAUCAGGAUAUGGGCGUGGCAUUCGAGACAAUUACGACUACAUGUGUCCUGGCCAGCGUAACGAUGACGACGACGAUGAUGAUGAGGACUAUGUGGAUGAUGAACCGCCAACAGAUGAGGAUAAAUUCGAAAGAUUGAACCGACGACGCCAUGAGAUGCACCAGCGGAUGUUGGAGUCCGAACGGCGGCACAUGGAACGUCAUCAGCCUCCAUCGCUGGCUAAGCUUCCUGGCCAGAAUCGCACCCGUGGCGUGGUGGUAAACAGUGACUAUGGCUUUGUGGACAGCUAUGAGCAGACUCCAACGCCGACGCCACGUUCGAAUGCCAGCAGCACCGGACCCGGUGGCCUGACGAUGAGUGGCGGCGAAUCCUCCGCUGGCGUGACCAGUUCCAAGUUUAAUUUCGACGAUGGAUUCGAGUCGGAUUUCAAUCAGAGCUCUCCGCCGCCAGCCCCAGCAGGAACCGCCUCCAGCUGCAAUUCAACGCCCGCGGGUCCAGUUUCCGCGAAUGCCAACAACGGUGGAUCAAAGAGCCUGUUCCGCUUUUCCAAUGAUUUCUCGGAUCGCGAGAAACGGGAGCAGUUCGAAAUGGACACACCACCAACCUCAACGCCACCUAUUACCCAGAAACUGCGAUUCGAUGAUAAUGUUAAGGUCUCCCAGUUCGAUGAUGCUGCCUUUGAAGAUGAUUUUGCCAAGGCGUCAUUUGAUUUCGAAAAGGAACAAGCGGGACCUGGACCGCAAGGAGCUGGAGGGUCGGGUGCUAUGAGCAGGAAACAGAAUAUGCGAACCAGCAAGCUGCAGCAACGGCAAGAGCUAAUCAAGAAAUCUGAGUCGGUGAACAUAUUUGCCAAAAAGCAGGAGGAUCCCUUUGAGGACGACGAGUUCUUCAAAUCACCGGAACAGGAGCAGGCGACGGAUCAGCACAACGACGAUGCGGAGACCGGCAAGUUCCAGUGGAGCGAGGACGCGAACUUUGCCAAGUUCGAUGAAAAUAUGUGAUUUGACCAACUCUUUGCCAAGGCAUCGGGGCAGCGACCGGAGCCGGACAUCGACGGCCACAACUAUGCGGAGAUCGAUGUGGUCAACGACACGGACUUCUCCUUCCUGACCAAUCUCAACCAUUACUAUCAGCAGCAGCGACUGCAGAGCCUGCGCCAGAGCUUGAACCGCCAUGUGUACAGCAAUCUGCCAGCAGUCCAGCAGUCUCAGGAGCAGGUGAAUCAACAGCCGAUGACCAAAUCCAUCUCCACAUCCACAAGUCCGUGGCAUGCGCCGAAGGCCAAGGCCAAGCCACUGCAGCAGCUGCUAAGGAAGCCAAAGAAGUGGAAGCUCAAGCGCACCCUAGAUGACUUUCUCAAGUGUCUGAUCAUUGCCUCCUCGGAGCAUGUGUACGAUUACGAUGUGCUGUGGUAGGAUCUGGAGGAUUGGGAGGAUAAGGAGCAGUCCAAGGAUCCGUCUGGAUGAGAGAGAGGGAAAGGGAAUCCGUACGAUAUAUAAUUCGCCACAUAUAUCUAGUCAACUCAAUCGCCAUUUAAACUUGCAAUAUCGUAACAAUCCCUGAAGGACUUGUACUCCCAGCUCUGCCCAAUCCAAAAGAGAUCAGAUCCUGUUUCCAAACCAGAUUGUAUAUAUAGAUAUAUCCACAGGGAGAUUCCAACCAAGCCAUAGAGAAAAUUUAAACGAGAACAAGCGUUUGUUAAAGCUACUCCUUCACACUCGACAGAUAAUGAAAUACUCACUCCCCGAAUCAUCAAUCGAUCUGCAAUCGAUCAAACUAACGAAAGCAACUAAUUAAUUGCCUAUGCUAGAUGUCGUCUAACCCAUAUAACGAUUUAUCCAAAGUGCAACCAUUGUGCUAGCAUACAAUACUACAUAUAUAUUCCUAGGAUACGUUUAUGUUUAUGCCUACUACGAGCAUCAUUUUAUGAUUGAUUACAUAGUUAACUAACGACUAAUUAGUUUAAUUCCACGGCAAUGUCGCAUCAAAGUGUUUUAUGAUUUAACUACUUAUAUACAAAAAUAUAUAAAUAUAUAUAUUUAUACGUAACUGAACGAUCAACCGAAACUGAACGAUCAAGUAACUCCCAAGCAGCUAAAUAAUAAUAUACGAUAAUUAUACAUACAAGCAUAUUCUUAUAUGUAAUGCAAUUAUACGAGUACGAUAGUUAUUGUCAAGACUCUCUGUGUAGGAGAUGUUUAAAUUGGUUUUUGUCUCAUCAUUUUGUUCUAUCAAUUAAACUGUGAGAAGCAUAA
Molecule: messenger RNA, 8336 nt
Organism: Drosophila suzukii
Lineage: Eukaryota; Metazoa; Arthropoda; Insecta; Diptera; Drosophilidae
Source: RefSeq, a predicted model, not a curated record